AUGGCCUGCUUGGUCGAGGGUGUAUACACACUCGAAAGUGAUCGCAAGCAAAAUCAAGCUCUUGCUCCUGAAUGGUGGAAAUCUUUCAAUUUUGAACUAACCCAAGUUCUAGUAGAUGAGAAGGGCCAAUCAAUUUUUGGAGCUAUUUUCAAGUCCUAUCCUAACUUCGCAGGCCAAGGUCCCCCAAAAUACGUGAUCGCCUUUCGUGGUACGGUCAACAAACUGGGAAACAUGGCUCGAGAUUAUAAGCAGAAUCUUAAGGUUUUUCUCAAUAAACUCAAGAAAAGUCCGCGUGUUCGGGCUGGCAUGGAAGUUGCUAUGAACAUUGUCCAAGAAGCAAAUGGCCCUGGAAAUGUGUUGUUGGCAGGACAUCCGCAGGUGGAAGAGGGAUAUCAUCUCGAGACCUAUCUCUUUAAUCCGCCAUUCCUUUCUUUUCCAAUUGAACAAAUAAAAAACGAGAUUUCGAAGAAUGGUCUGAGAUUAGGAAAAAAUUUCCUCACAGCAGGACUAGUUUUUGUUGCUAAAGGAGGUCACCUGACAACGCCUGGUGUAAAUGAUCCAUUUAUCGUGUUAUCUUCAUGGGCACCCCAUUUGUUCGUCAGUAAGUCCGAUCCCAUAUGUUCCAACUACGUUGGAUAUUUCGAACUCAGGGAGAUAAUGGAGAGCAUGGGAUUUGGAAAAAUUGGAAAUAUAUCGACACAAAAUUCAAUACGGAGUAUCGUGUACUAUGUAAUAGGGAAGGAUUCAGAACCAAUUCACCUUCUUCCUUCUGACUAUAAAUAUAAGUCCCACCUGUUAAAGGUUCAGGGAUGCACAUGGAAUUCGUCAAUGGUGUAA
Molecule: messenger RNA, 837 nt
Organism: Fraxinus pennsylvanica
Lineage: Eukaryota; Viridiplantae; Streptophyta; Magnoliopsida; Lamiales; Oleaceae
Source: the annotation of a GenBank genome assembly